Messenger RNA from Mustela lutreola (European mink), 555 nucleotides. RefSeq names its product N6-adenosine-methyltransferase TMT1A-like. NCBI's taxonomy places the organism in Eukaryota, Metazoa, Chordata, Mammalia, Carnivora, Mustelidae. The record is from RefSeq and is a predicted model, not a curated record. The coding region runs from base 1 to 555 and encodes 184 amino acids. Gene Ontology annotation, molecular function: S-adenosylmethionine-dependent methyltransferase activity. The transcript is spliced from 2 exons.
AUGGAAACCUCGUUAAGCACCUGCCUUUGGUCCCCCACGUUCCUGCUGAACUUUCUGAGCUUGUGGAACUGGAUAUGCAAAAAAUGGUUCCCCCACUUCAUGCAGAGGUUCACCGUGAUCUACAAAGAGCAGAUGGCAAGCAAGAAGCGGGAGCUCUUCGGCAACCUGCAGGACUUUGUGGGCCCCUCUGGGAAGCUGUCCCUGCUGGAGGUGGGCUGCGGCACUGGGGCCAACUUCAAGUUCUACCCGCCUGGAUGCCGGGUGACUUGGGUUGACCCCAACCCCAACUUUGAGAAGUUCUUGAUCAAGAGCGUUGUGGAGAACCAACACCUGCAGUUGGAGUGCUUCAUGGUGGCCUCAGGGAAGAACAUGCCACAGGUGGCCGAUGGCUCUGUGGACGUGGUGGUCUGCAUCCUGGUCCUGUGCUCCGUGGAGAGCCAGGAGCGCCUCCUCCAGGAGGUGCAUCAAGUGCUGAGGCCAAUGGGAGAGACCCAUCUUCACUACGUGCUCAGUGGGACACCUCUGGGCUUCAGGCACAGCUCCCACGAGGGGUGA